Dendroctonus ponderosae (mountain pine beetle) is the source of this 2133-nucleotide messenger RNA. RefSeq names its product peptide transporter family 1-like. Gene Ontology annotation, biological process: transmembrane transport; oligopeptide transport. The coding region runs from base 30 to 1973 and encodes 647 amino acids. NCBI's taxonomy places the organism in Eukaryota, Metazoa, Arthropoda, Insecta, Coleoptera, Curculionidae. Gene Ontology annotation, molecular function: dipeptide transmembrane transporter activity. Gene Ontology annotation, cellular component: membrane. The record is from RefSeq and is a predicted model, not a curated record. The transcript is spliced from 10 exons.
UUUUUUUUUUUUGAUUGGGUUUUAGAUUGAUGUCCGGUUUGGGGCUACUGCUGAUCGCCAUCGGAACUGGAGGGCUGAAGCCGUGCGUGGCUGCUUUUGGGGCCGAGCAGUUUCGCCUCCCCGAGCAGCGAGCGCUUUUGAGGUACUUCUUCUCCUUGUUCUACUUCACCAUCAACCUGGGCGGCUUCAUCGGCAUGACUCUAACCCCGGUUUUGAGGAAAGCCGUCACGUGCUUCGGUGACGACACGUGCUACGCAUUGGGGUUCGGCUUCCCCGCCCUCCUGAUGGUUCUGUCCAUUCUGCUGUUCGUGCUGGGGAAGACUUUCUACAAGCUGAAGACGCCGAAGCGCAACAUUAUGCUGGAGUUUGUUCAGUGCUCUUGGUGCGCCCUGUUGGCAAGGCUGCGCCGACGCGCCCCAAAGCACCACCACCAUUGGCUGGAUUAUGGCAAGCAGGACUUCGACAGCAAGCUGAUCCAGGACAUGAAAGUGGUCUUUGCCAUUCUCCUCCUGUUCGUGCCAUUGCCCAUCUUCUGGUCGCUCUUCGACCAGCAGGGGUCCAGAUGGACCUUCCAGGUAGCACAGGCCAAAUGGUGUUUGGCAAGUCUACUGAUUGCUGUAGGCUUCUCACAUGGACGGCAAUCUGUUCGGCUCCCAAAUCGUCCCCGAUCAGAUGCAGGUGAUCAACCCGCUAAUGGUGCUGGUUCUGAUCCCCCUCUUCGACAAGCUGCUGUAUCCGCUGUGCGAAAAGGCGCAGUUGCUGACCAAUCCGCUGCAUCGCAUGGUGAUUGGCGGGAUGACCGCAGGGCUGGCAUUCGUCGGAGGUGCGCCUGCUGGCCAAUCGCGGAAGGUGUUGAUGCCAAGUGGUGCGUUUUAGCUGGGAUUCUGGAACUGGUGCUCGAGCGCAGCUACCCGGAUCUACCGGGAAAGCAUCAAGGCUCACUCAACGUGGUCAACACCCUGCCUUGCAGUUUGGUGCUUUACAGCCCCUUUAGCAACACGCGCGUGCUAGAGGCCGCGAAACUCCUAAGGAUUGAGAACCUGCGGUGCCACAAUCGGAGCCGGUAUUGGCUCACCAUAGACGCGCCCACGCUAUGUGGCUCCACCCACUUCAGCAAGGAGCACUUUGAGGUGGCGGCCAUUCUAGAGGAGUCCCAGGAGGACACCUACAUCAUCAGCGUGAACGAGCAGCGCGAGAUUCAGGGCUUUAUCACCGACCCAGUGGAUUUUCGGAAGUCUGUUACUGGGGCCCCAAAGCUCAGGUUUCCAGUGUCCAGCUGGCAAGCUGGACACCGUUAUCCCAGAUGUAAUUGUAGGGUGGAUUUCAUCCAGAACAGCAACACCCUGGAAAACGUCACCGUUGCCCUGAAGGGCCCCACUGGGGUUGAGGACGUCUACUUUGUGGGCGCCAGCUCCAGUGGUGUAGUAGCCCACGUCAUAGUGUCCCCAUACAUCGAGGUUCCCCAGGGAGUCUACGAAUGCACGAUAGGCAGUCAGCGCAACCCGAACCUCUACCAGCAACACUUCCACUUUGCGCUGGGCGGCGUUUAUUCGCUGAUUAUUCGCGAAAACCACGGCAAAAUUCAAUUUGUCAAGCUCUACACAAUGUCCGAUCCGAACUGUGUCAACAUCCUGUGGCAGAUUCCGCAAUACUUUCUGAUCUCGGUGGCUGAGAUCAUGUUUGGGGUGGCCGGACUGGAGUUUUCCUUCACUCAGGCCCCAAAGAGCAUGAAAACUGUCACUAUUGCUGGAUGGUAUUUGUCCACCGCGGUGGGGAAUCUUCUGGUUAUCAUCAUAACGCAGCUGAAUUUGUUUAAAAGUCAGGCGCACGAAUUCUUCCUGUUCGCCGUCCUGAUUGUGGCCGACAUGGUGAUUUUCAUGGAAAUGGUAUGCCGAUAUCGCUUCGUCCAGCUGGAGGUGGACAGUUCCGCUCUUAUCAUGUCCGGUCCCACGAAUGCGGCCCAAGACGACUAAAAUGCCAGUCUAUCAGCCAGUCUAUCUAGCUAAUGAGAUGGAUGCAAUCUUAUCUCGAAAAAACAAUAGACUUAAAAGAAAGGAUCUAAGCGGUUAGAUUAGUUGAUUGAAAAGCGGUGUUUGAUCCACAGUUGUAAAUUAUAAACCAAAUCUGAUAACA